Drosophila kikkawai is the source of this 1214-nucleotide messenger RNA. It is a transcript of the gene G6P, whose product is annotated as Glucose-6-Phosphatase. Gene Ontology annotation, biological process: glucose 6-phosphate metabolic process; gluconeogenesis. Lineage: Eukaryota; Metazoa; Arthropoda; Insecta; Diptera; Drosophilidae. Gene Ontology annotation, molecular function: glucose-6-phosphatase activity. The record is from RefSeq and is a predicted model, not a curated record. Gene Ontology annotation, cellular component: membrane.
AAGGAUGUUUUUAUCAAAAACCAAGCAAAGAAAAAUAAAUAUUUGUCACAAUUGGCGACUCUAUAAAUAAAUGGACGUGUAAAAUCUACAAUUUAGCUCAAAUAAUCAGACGUAAUGGAGGCUAUCAAGCAUUUUACAAUGGAAACCUACACCAAUAUGCUCAAUCGCGAGCUGUCCAUCAAUGAAUGGGCUCAGGAGCGCUUGAGCUCUGGAGCCUCGCUGUGGGCCUUCAUGAGCAUAUAUCUGGACCCCAGCAGCCUCUUUAAUCUGUUCAUUCCGUUGUGCGGCAUCUUCAGCCAGGAGCUGCUCACGCAUCUCUUGACGGCAGUUAGUCUGGUCAGCACCCUGAACUCCUUCGAGAAAUGGAUUUAUCCGGAGAUGCGUCCUUUGUGGUGGCUGCGUGAGCGGUUUGCCGAUAAGAAAGUGUCCUUUAAGCCACCAGUGGCCCUGGAGAGCCAUAAGCUUAGCUGCGAGACAAGUGGCGGCCUGCCCUGCGCCCAUUCCAUGACCUUCACUGUUUUUGCUCUCAUCCUGGGCUCAUUCUGCUUUGUCCACUGCUGGAAUCGGUUCAGGUCCUGGCGUUCGCCCAUUUGGCGCUGUAUGAUGUACCCGCUAAUCGUGGGCUCGGUGGUCUGCAUGUGGCUAAGCCGCCUCUACCUGGCCACAGAGUUUUUGCACCAGUGCGUCAUUGGCAGCUACAUUGGCCUGAGGCUCCUCAACACCUUCGAGGCCAAUGCCAAUUACCUGUACUCGCGUCCACGUCUCGUUAUGGUGUCUGUGGUGUGUGUCUUGGGAGGACUCGCAGUGGCAGUGUACUUUAUCAAGUUGGACUUGGAUUUGGAUCCACAUUGGUCCGUGCGACAGGCUUUUAAAUGGUGUCCAGAGCCCACCUACAUGCGUCACGAGGCAAGCACCAUUUUCCUCCUUGCCCGAGACUUGGGCAAUCUGAUGGGACUGGCCCUGGCAUCCCCCCUCUCAAAUCUGCCCAACAAGCAGUCGCCCUUUUGGCGAAGGUGCAGUGUCCUGGGCGCUUUGGAGUUCCUCAAUUACGGUCUCCGCCUGGCCACACCCAAGCAGCAUGGCCGAUUCGCUUUCUUGGCCUAUGAAUUCUCCAGAAAUGCAUUACAUUCGCUGGUGCUCUUGAAGUACUCAACGCAGUUCUACUAGACUGAGAUUAAGAUAUUUUUGUGUAAAUAAAGACAGAAAACAUAUAA